GAUUAUAUGUCCGAUGCUUUCCUCAAUCAAAUGUACGCGUUUGUAUUGACAAUAUAUGCGACCCCGAGAGGGACAAGCGGUAGAAAAUUGAAGGCUGGAUGGAUGUAUUGAAAACAAUUACUGUCGACGUUACUAUUUUACAAGACGUCAAACCAGGUGUUUCCAAGGUGAGGCGAGUACAAGAAGCCCUAAAACGUGAGGAAAAGCACAAAGAGAGCAACAUUAAAAACCGUCAAAAAACCUUCAAAGAGCAAGAAAAGGAAAGUCGUGAAGCAGCUUUACAGAGCUCCAUUAGUAAUGAGAAUAAGGGAUUUGCACUUUUGAAGAAAAUGGGUUACAAAGCUGGACAAGGCCUUGGAAAAGAAGGGGCGGGCAGAAUAGAUCCAAUUCCACUCAAUAUUAAAACUGACAGAGGUGGCAUUGGGAUGGAAGAGGCAAAGAAGCGAAAAGCUGAGGAGGAACUGGAGCACUAUCGGAAAAAAGUACAGGCCAAACAAAAGAAUGAGACCAAAUCACUGGAAGACUUUCGGUCGAGAGUUAGAACUGAGAGAGAGGAGCGAAAGAUUGAAGGGGACCUCAGAAGAAGUCAGCGAGCCUGUGAGCAUUUGGAUUCUCAAAAGGGCAUCACAGUCCCUCGGGAAGAAUGGUAUUGGCCUAAAGUUGAAAAUGAAGAAGAGGUUGAUGGUCUUCAAUUGGAGGAGGAAGCCAGGGAGGAAGAUAUUGCGGAAUUAACUUCCUUUGACCAACUACAGAUUUUGACUUCAUAUUUAAGAGGAAUCCAUUUUUACUGCAUAUGGUGUGGAACUACCUAUAAUGAUGAAGAAGAUCUUUCUUCUAACUGUCCUGGGGAUACUGCAGCAGACCAUGAAUGAUCAUAGCAAAAAUAUAUUAUGUGCAGUAGUUACGAGCAGGAUGCUACUUUUAUGUUGUGAAACAGACAAUAACAAGGUGCUCUUUGCAAAAUAAUGGGCUGUGUACUGAAGCAAAACUGUUUUUAUCAAAUUGGAUACAACAUCUGACAUACAAUAUUUUUCUGUUUGGGGACAUUUUUUGGUAAAUAUUAGUUAGUGAUUUUUAACAAUGUGAUGUACAUAUAGGUUUAUGUCAAUGUUCAGUCCAGCAUCCUCUUGCCCAAAGUUAUCUGGGAUAGGCUCAAGCUCACCUGUGAUCCGUGUGAAGAAAAGUUGUACGGUAAAUAUAUAGAAGCUAAAAGUUUACAAGAUCAUUUAUUUUGCCUUUAGAAAUGGGUGACUAGUUGUUAUGCUUAAUCCAGUUGUAAAGACAAACUAAUGUUAUUAACAAGUUAUAUUAUGUUUGCUUCUACUGUAUUUGCUACAUUAAAGUGUUGAGUAAA
This is a messenger RNA of Nerophis lumbriciformis (worm pipefish), 1354 nucleotides long. RefSeq names its product G patch domain-containing protein 11-like. The record is from RefSeq and is a predicted model, not a curated record. Gene Ontology annotation, cellular component: kinetochore. Lineage: Eukaryota; Metazoa; Chordata; Actinopteri; Syngnathiformes; Syngnathidae. Gene Ontology annotation, molecular function: nucleic acid binding.